This is a messenger RNA of Myodes glareolus (Bank vole), 3165 nucleotides long. NCBI's taxonomy places the organism in Eukaryota, Metazoa, Chordata, Mammalia, Rodentia, Cricetidae. The record is from RefSeq and is a predicted model, not a curated record.
UUCUUCCUUCUUUUUGAGAAGUAGUGGUGUGCUGUCUUGCUCAUUGAUGAUUUUUUUCCAGUUCUCCUAUAUCUAUUUAUUCUUAACAUAAAAUUUUUAUUUCCCCUUUUCUCAUGGAUAAUUCUGCUGAAUCUCCUGUGUAUGUUUUGCCUCUAAUUUAUUAUCUGCAGUGCCCUUUUAAUGAAAUUAAUUGUGUUGAUUGGUGAGUGUCUUGAAAUGCACUUAUGUCCCCAUCAAUUUUAAGAGAGUAGUUUUCUUUGUAUAGCAAUAUGCUUGGUGGUGUUUUUUUUUUUUUUCCAAGCUUCAAACUUCAAAUGUCUUCCCAUGCUCUCCUGUUUUUCGGAUCACUGACCUGACAUCUGGUAGAAUUCUGUUGCUUGCAUGUUUUCCUAUGUUUUGACAUUGUUCUUUAACAGCUUUUGAUAUUAAUUUUAAUCUUUUCCUUUUUGACUCCUUGACUUGAAAGGGAAGCAAGCUCUCUAUUCAUUGUUUCUGAAAGAGAAACUCAAGGAAGACAAACAGUAAGAAUGGCUGAUUCUCCAGUAAAUAUGUCACAGAUUUCUUUUUAAUAACAAAUACAGGAGAAUUCCAAUGGCUGAUUGAGUCUUCAAUAUGCUGAGCAUUUAGCUGCUCCUGUGCCAGCUGUUCCAAGGCCUACAGUUUCUCUGUUGUUAAAGGUCAUUGCUUAACCCAUACAGGUCUGUCAACUAUUUUAAAGGGUCUGUUGACAUUCGGGGAUGUAGCUGUGGACUUCCUCCAGGAGGAGUGGGAGUACCUGGACUCUGCCCAGAGAGCUUUGUAUAUUGAUGUAAUGUUGGAAAAUUAUAACAACCUGGUCUCUGUGGAGAACUAUUGCAAAUGUGAUCCUGCUCGUCAACAUAUGAAUACAGAAAAGAAGUCAUGUCAGUCUAAUGAGCUUAGCAAAGUCCUUCAUGACCCCUCUACAUGUGCACUUAAAAAUACAAGUGAAACUACACAAAACGGUAAUAACUGCAGAUGCAGUAAUCACAGUGAUGCCUCUGUUGACUCAUCAAACCUAGAUAGACAUGACAGCAUGCACACUGGAGAAGAACCUUGCAAAUCUAGAGGCUGUGAGGAAUCUUUAAAUAUGUGUUCUAGCAUUACUCAAGCUCAGAGACUCUACGCUGUAAAGAAAGACAACAGGCAGGAAGAAUAUGAUGAUCAUUUCAGCUCUGCAUACAGUCUUUUGCAACAACCAAUCUACAUUGGAGAGACACCCCACCAAUGUGCAAAAUGCAGGAAAUGCUUCAGUAGUGCCUCAUGCCUCACAGUACAUGAGAGAAUUCAUACUGGAAUUAAACCCUACAAGUGCAAUGUUUGUGAAAAGUCCUUUACUCAGUGGUCAAGUCUUAAAACACAUCAAAGACUUCAUACUGGGGAGAAACCUUACAAAUGCAAAGAAUGUGGAAAGUCAUUUCCUCAAUUAUCAGCAUUUAAUAGCCAUCAGAAAAGGCAUACUGGAGAGAAACCUUACAAAUGUAAGGAAUGUGACAAAUCCUUUGCCCACUAUUCCAAUUUCAAGAGACAUCAGAAAAUCCAUACUGCUAGAAGACAGUAUACUUGUCAAGAAUGUGGCAAAGUCUUUCAUCAAUUUUCACACUUUAAAAGCCAUUACAGACUCCACACUGGAAAGAAGCUUUACAAAUGCAAUGACUGUGAGAGAUCCUUUCCCCAUUGUUCAUCACUGAGCAGGCAUAGGAAAACUCAUUCUCUAGAGAAGUUUCACAAGUGCAAAGACUGUGGUAAGUCCUAUUUUGUAUUAUCACACCUUAAGAGGCAUUACAGAAUCCAUACUGGUGAAAGGCCUUACAAAUGUGAGGUGUGCGACAAGUCCUUUACUUGGAAAUCAAAUCUUAGAACACAUCAGAGAGUUCAUACUGGGGAGAAACCUUACAAAUGUAUGGAAUGUGACAAGUCCUUUACCAAACAUUCAGACCUUAAAAGACAUCAGAAUGUUCACACUGGGGAGAAACCACACAAAUGUAUGAAAUGUGAGAAAUCCUUUACCCAGUACUCACACCUUAGAACACAUCAGAGAGUUCAUACUGGAGAGAGACCUUACAGUUGUCAGAAAUGUGACAAGUCUUUUUCUCACUCUUCUGGUUUAAGGAGACAUCAGAAAAUCCAUAAUGGAGAAAAACGACACAAAACCAAAGACUGACAUAUUCUUUAAACAGAAUUUGAAUCUUAGAAGACAUUAGAAAAUUCAUACUGGAAAUUCAUACUGGAGAGAAACACACCAUUGUAAAUAAUGUGACCUAACAUUUUCCUGGUAUUUUUCACUUAAAAAUCACAACAGAAAACAUACAAAAUAGAAACAUAAAGAUAAGAAAAUUGUGAAAGUCUUUUUUAUUAUUUUUAGUCUUAUACUACAGAAAUUGGAAGUUUAUUUUCUAUAAUGUACCUUUUUCAUAAUGAUAUCUUCAUCUUCAUAGAAUAUGUACCACAUGAUCCCAUUCCAUUUGAAUGUAGACAGUGGUAGUAUAAAGUUAACAUCAACCAUUUUUUCAUAAUAAAAUAAUUCUUUAGCCUGGCAUGGUAGUCUGUACAGGCACAUAAUCGUAGCACUUGGGAGGUGGAAGCAGAAGGAUCAGGAGUUCAAGGCCAGCCUUAGCUAUGUAGUAAGUUCUCAGCCAGCCUGAACUGUAUGACAUACUUUUUCAUGAAGAUGAUUUUUUGACUGCCUGCCAGUAUCUGUCUGUCUGUCUGUCUGUAUUGUGAUUAUAUGCACCAAGAAUUAUUCUCUUAUCUCCCUUCUUCUCUCCUUGAAUGGCUUUUCUUUUUUGACUUUUACUGAUUCUUUUUUAUAAUAUAAAAUAAAUAUUUUUUAUUGUUUUUAUUGAGCUUUAUAUUUGUCUCCACUCCCUUCCCUACCUUUCCCUCUCAUUCUACCAUCUCCUGUGAUCCUCAAGCUCCCAAUUUACUCAGGAGAUCUUGUCUUUUUCUACUUCCCAUGUACAUUAGAUCCAUGUAUGUCUCUUUUAGGGUCCUCUUUGUUGUAUAGUUUCUCUGUGGUUGUGAUAUGUAGGCUGCUUUCCUUUGCUGUAUGUCUAAAAGCCACUUAUGAGUGAAUACAUAUUAUAUUUGUCUUUCUGGAUCUUGGUUACCUCCCUCAAUAUGGUGUUUCCUAGAUCCAUCCAUUUG